This is a messenger RNA of Nematolebias whitei (Rio pearlfish), 306 nucleotides long. It is a transcript of the gene ndufa4l2a, whose product is annotated as NDUFA4 mitochondrial complex associated like 2a. NCBI's taxonomy places the organism in Eukaryota, Metazoa, Chordata, Actinopteri, Cyprinodontiformes, Rivulidae. The record is from RefSeq and is a predicted model, not a curated record. The coding region runs from base 58 to 306 and encodes 82 amino acids. The transcript is spliced from 5 exons.
UGUGAAACUCAACUCUUAUAUCUCUGCACGUGAAGUUUUUUUUAAAGUGGAGCACAGAUGUUUCGAGGAGUAGUCCAACACAUCAAGAGGUACCCUGGAAUCAUCCCUCAGAUGUUCUUCAUCUGCCUGGGAAUGGGAGGUGCGUUCAUGUAUCUGAUCCGGUUGGCCAGAGGACCACAUGUAACCCUCUGGAACAAGAAUGAAAACCCUGAGCCAUGGAAUAAACUUGACCCCACGUACCAGUACAAGUUUGUGGCCAUCACUACAGACUAUAAAAACCUGAAGAAAGAUGGACCAGAGUUCUGA